Molecule: messenger RNA, 855 nt
Organism: Photinus pyralis (common eastern firefly)
Lineage: Eukaryota; Metazoa; Arthropoda; Insecta; Coleoptera; Lampyridae
Exons: 2
Coding region: 1-855 (284 amino acids)
Source: RefSeq, a predicted model, not a curated record
AUGGACUACCAAAGAAAUCUACCAACACCCAAUAUCUCAACAAAUGACGUUUAUUAUAAACGUCAAUUGUCUUUUUAUUCCUUCAACAUUCAUAGACUAUCUGAUGCCGACUCUGUGUUUUACACGUAUCCACAAGAAAUUGCAAAGAAAGGAUCAAACGAGGUAUGUUCCUUUGUGCAAGACUAUGUUACUCAUCAUCUUCCACAAAACAUCAAACAUUUAAAUAUUUUUUGCGAUUCUUGUGGUGGACAAAAUAAGAAUUUUACAACUUUUCGAUAUUUCCAUUACUUGGUUCACCGUUCAAACAGAUUUGAGAGUAUUAGAGUUACGUUUCCAGUUAGAGGACAUUCUUACAUGGAAUGCGAUAAGAAUAUGGGAUUAAUCAAUACAAAAACUAGAGUUGAAUUACCUAAAGAUUGGGUACAGGUCUUCAAGACAGCUCGAGUUAAACCAUCCCCUUUCAAAAUCGAAGAAGUGGAGAAUCAUGAUGUAAGAGACUGGAGUGCAUUUCUAAAUCCACUGUACGUUAAAAAAUGCCCAUUCCAAUCCAGACCAAUUAAAGAGUUAGAAAUCAGGAAAGAACAUCCAAGAAUGCUCUUUUAUAGAGAAACGUACAAUGGAAUGUGGAUUUCUUCUAUUAUUACCCAGACAAGACGAAAACAGCUUCGUGGACCUCCACUGGCAGACAAUGAAUUUUAUUAUCCACCAAGAGCAUAUCUUGAAAAAAUACCGCUUACAAGAGAUAAAUACGAUAAUUUGCAAGAAUUGAAAAGGUUUUGUGAUGUAAGCACUUUUUCUUACUACGAAAAUCUUCCGAAAUUGCCAAAAACAAAGAAGAAAAACAAUAAGAAAUAA